Messenger RNA from Eutrema salsugineum, 2379 nucleotides. Its product is annotated as glycine-rich domain-containing protein 1. Lineage: Eukaryota; Viridiplantae; Streptophyta; Magnoliopsida; Brassicales; Brassicaceae. The record is from RefSeq and is a predicted model, not a curated record. Bases 98 to 2347 code for a protein of 749 amino acids. The transcript has 8 exons.
UUCGACAAAAAAAACCUCCAAUCUAAUGUCAAUGUCUUGUCUUUAAAUACUAUCUUACUCUCUCUGAUACUCUUUCUCACUCCUCUCUCUUUGAGCUAUGUCGUUAGGACGAUCGGAGUUCGCCGACGGCGUAGCGGCACGGAGCUUAAGCGAGAUCUCGGAGGUUGAUGCCGUAAGAAUCGGAGCUGAUAUUGUAUCCGCGGCGAGACGUCUCAUCUCGCUCUUAAGAUCCGUCGGAGACUGUCAAUGGCUGCAUCAUCCACCGGUCAUUGCCGAAGCUAUCAGAAGGUACGAUGAGCUGUGGAUGCCGUUGAUUUCUGAUCUAACGGUUGGUUCGAAGCCUCCGAUGAUUCUACCUCCUCUUGAUGUUGAAUGGGUUUGGUUUUGUCAUUCUUUGAAUCCAGUAAGUUACAGGGAUUACUGUCUUAAGAAAUUUUCGAAACUUAUAGGGAAACCUGCGAUUUAUGAUGAAGAGAACGAGGAUUACGCGGUUUUACAAUGCGAGAAAAUCUGGGUCACGAGAUACCCAGAGGAGAGUUUCGAGAAUAGAGCUGAUCCUGAUUCUCCAGAGCCUGUUUCAUCAUCCAAUGAAGAUAUUAAAACUGAAGUAGAGAAACAGAGAUUUCUCUGGGAGAAGUUUUCAGCACCUUACAUGUCUGAAUCCGUUUACUUGAUCGCUGCUCGGUUACGUUACAAAGGGUUCUUGCUUAUACUACACAAGUUCAAGGAAGAGAUUACGCGUCUUCUUCCAGCUUCAGAUAUAUUGCUUAUGUGGCUCACACAUCAGAGCUACCCGACUAUAUAUACAGAGGAUGUUGAUGAAAUGUUGGAAGAGAUUAUGAGAAAAGUGGUAAGAUAUGGAGAAACCGUAGAGAAAAGUGAAGUGGAAACAACAAAGAAACUUUGGAAUAGAUACUUCAAUCAACCGUAUGAGAAAGCAGGCGGCGAGUUGACUGUGAUACCGAAUGAGUCUCGUCUCUGUAACAACACAGUGUUUUAUUGGCCUGUCUCUGAUGUAGACGUUAACACUUCGUAUAAGUCCAUUCGACCUAGGUUCGUCUUGGAAUUAUGUAUAUUUAUAAGGCUAAACCCGAAGGCAGAGUUAAACGAGUCAAGUUUUCUUCGUUUGAGAGUAGGUAGAUGUCAUCGGAAGCUUCAACUUGAUAAGAAAAUGACUAAUUUGUCCCGUGAUGGUUCGUGGGAGAAAGGUUGGCAUCUUUACUGCGAGUUUGGAACACAAGGGGUAGUUUUGGAAUCUCAUUGUGAUCGUCCACGUGGGAUUUGCUUUAGAAGCCGGAAACCAGAAGGGAUGAUAGCGUUUCUGUGGAAUGAUCUGCUAAGAGCGCAUUCUCUAUCGUUGGGUAGGUUUCUUGGGAAGCAAGUAAGUGUGUUUGCAUCGGUUACUCCCCCGGUUCAAGCGCCGUACUUGCUGAGAUUUGUACCGGAUCGAGCUACCGAUGAUUCAGGUGCUAUGAUAUCUGAUUCAAUUCAAAGAACAAACAACUUCAGGCCUCAAGAAGGAAGAUGGCUUACUCGAACUGUUCUUGAUCACGCUGGACGGGAAUGCUUCGUAAUCCGGAUCCGAGUCGGGAAAGGAGUGUUUAAACGUGGAAGUGAAGUUCCAUCCCCGGUGAAAUCAGAGGAGAGGAUAACAGAGAUACGGGUAGGUUCUUGGUCUUAUGUGGAGGGCUCAAUUGGUAAAGCUCCAGCAAAGGUGGUUGGAACCGUAAUUCCUAAAGAAGCGGUGGAGAAUUGGGAAUCUGCGUGGGAAUUUUCAACUGGAGAUGAAUUGCUCAUUCGUUGGAACUCAUCAGGAUCUAUCUCAGAGCUUGGUUUACGUUCAAGAAACCCCGGUUCACUGGUUAGGCUAUUAACUGGACGGAGAAUGCAAUAUAAAGGAGACAACGAAGAAGACGACGAAGGUUUUGUAACAAUGGUUAGAUCCACUGAAGAAGAUCCAACAGAAAAAGCUACGGCUCUGAUCGAUUGGAAGCAUCAAGCUGUGGAGUUUUUGCCUGAGGAAGACGCGGUUUUCGUCUUGCUAUUGUCUGUAUCACUUCUAAGGAGUGUAACACAGAAGAGAAGAGAAGACGUUGGUCAAUUACUGGUAAGGAAAAGGAUAACCGAAGCUACCGGUGAACGUGAAUGGGGUUCGGUUAUUGUCGAUGCUUCAUCAUCAAAUAUAUCUUCUACUUCUAGUCCAUACGUAUCACCGUGGUAUCGAAACUCUGAUAAGGUUAUUGCAAUGGAGGAGAAACCACAGGUGGCGAGAUAUCCAUAUCCAGUUAUGAGUUAUUCUAACGUUGAUGGUGGUGAUAAUUUGUACAAACACGUAAUAUUUGGGUGACUUUAAAGAAAUUUCACAUAGAUUUUUUUUUA